This is a messenger RNA of Lonchura striata (white-rumped munia), 2205 nucleotides long. RefSeq names its product SET domain containing 6, protein lysine methyltransferase (gene SETD6). The record is from RefSeq and is a predicted model, not a curated record. Gene Ontology annotation, cellular component: nucleus. Lineage: Eukaryota; Metazoa; Chordata; Aves; Passeriformes; Estrildidae. Gene Ontology annotation, molecular function: protein binding; protein-lysine N-methyltransferase activity. Gene Ontology annotation, biological process: peptidyl-lysine monomethylation.
UCUGUCCCUUUCCGGCCACCGUCGGCCCGGCCCAUGGGGCGGAGCUCCCGCCCGGGCACGCGUGGUGCAUUGUCAUGGCGUCGGCGCCCAAGCGGUUCAAGGCGGCGGUCGGGAGCGGCGCCCAGGGGAAGAGUAGUGCCGACCCCCUCGCCGGGUUCCUGGCAUGGUGCGGGCGGGCCGGGGUGGAGCUGAACCCCAAGGUCCGCCUGAGCAGGGAGGGCACGGUGGCGGGGUACGGGAUGCUGGCCGCCGAGGAGCUGCAGGCGGGAGAGGUGCUGUUCACCAUCCCUCGCACGGCGCUGCUGUCCCAGCACACCACGUCCAUCCACGCACUCUUGCAGGAAGCCCAGGAGUCCCUGCAGAGCCAGUCCGGUUGGGUCCCUCUCCUGCUGGCCUUGCUCCAUGAGUACACAGCCAGCAGCUCCCACUGGCAGCCGUAUUUCUCCCUCUGGCAGGGCUUCCGGAGCCUGGACCACCCCAUGUUCUGGCCACAAGAAGAACGAACAAGGCUCCUGCAGGGCACAGGCAUCCCAGAAGCUGUGGACAAGGAUCUAGCUAACAUCCAGCUGGAGUACAAUUCCAUCAUCUUGCCUUUCAUGGAGACCCACCCCGACAUCUUUGAUCCCAAAUUGCACACUCUGGAGUUGUAUAAGGAACUGGUGGCAUUUGUCAUGGCUUACAGCUUUCAGGAACCUUUGGAGGAGGAAGAAGAAGAUGAGAAGGGGCCCAAUCCUCCCAUGAUGGUUCCUGUAGCAGACAUUUUGAAUCAUGUGGCCAACCACAAUGCCAACCUGGAAUACUCUCCUCAAUGUUUGAGGAUGGUUACAACGCAGCCCGUGAGGAAAGGACAGGAGAUCUUCAACACGUAUGGGCAGAUGGCCAACUGGCAGCUGCUGCACAUGUACGGCUUCGCAGAGCCCUACCCCGGCAACAGCCACGACACAGCCGACAUCCAGAUGGUGACGCUGCGCAGGGCGGCUCUGCAGCGUGCCAAAAGUGAAGCACAGCAGCAGCUGGUCUCAGAGCAGUGGGACUUCUUGUGCCAGCUGGAGAUGGUGGGCGAGGAAGGUGCCUUUGUGCUUGGCUGGGAUGAGGUGCUGACAGAGGAAGAGCUGUCCAUGACCCUCAAGGUGCUCUGCAUGUCAGAAGAAGAAUUCAAGGAGUAUAAGGAGCAAGAUGGCUGGGAAGAUGACAGUGAGGAAGAAGAAAACUCUACCCUUUCAAAUGAGGCCCUCUCCAGACUUAAAACCCCUUGCAAGAAGCUCCUUUAUGACAGUGUGCUGCUGACCCUGGAGUCCUAUGGGGCAGACCUGAAAGCAGAGCAGGACUUGCUAAAUAACAAGGAGGCUUAUGAGAAACUGAGUCGAAGGGAGCAGCAAGCACUGCACGUGCGCUACGGACAGAAGAGGAUCUUGCAUCAGCUGCUAGAGCUGGUACAAUAGAAACCACAGUGCUCUGGCCAGGACCUGGCUGGGGCUGAUCCCGAGGGAAAGGUCAGCCUCUGGCCACCUCUUCUGCAGCAGAGAGGACAGACAGCAAGAGUGACUGCGGGUCCACUUGUCCCUCAUACAGCACAUGGAUUUUUAGCUACCUCUACGUAAAGAAGGAUCUUCACAGCACAAAGGUGGUUUUGAGUGGCCUUAGUGUACCAUGAGAGCUCAGGUAACACAAAUGCCACCUUUUUCCAGACGUUUUAAGAAACCCCAGCCAUCCUAAUGGCUGUUUUAGGAAGGCAGACACACUGCCAGAACAGCAGAGGAUUCCCUCAUUCAGCAUCAGAAGUUUAUGGCAAGAACUGCUCCUUGUCCAGAUUAAGAGGACAGAAAUCCAUCCAGCUGGUAGCUCUUACCUUAGAGAGGUUCAGAGUAAAUACCUGGCAGAUGGACCUGCUGACAACAGUAAACUCUUCAUCUGUACAUAUUUUAUGUUAAACAUGUUUGAGAGUACAAGUCCAUCUAGCUGGUCUUCAUGUAGGCUCAGUAUAACAAAUAUUUCCUUUUAUUUCCACAAAAGGUAUUUCUGUGUGGGCUUCAGACUAACUCAGGCCGAGCACUGUCACAGUUCCACAGCUGCUGCAGGCUGAGCAUUUGAUACACACCCUCUGCUUGAUGCAGUUCUACCCUGAACUCACUUUGGUUUUGCAUGACAAAACACUGAGAGUUGACAGGCCAAGCUGUAUUUAAUAAAAAUGAGUUUUCUUACCCA